Biomphalaria glabrata is the source of this 1644-nucleotide messenger RNA. Its product is annotated as mitogen-activated protein kinase kinase kinase 13-like. The transcript has 4 exons. The record is from RefSeq and is a predicted model, not a curated record. Bases 31 to 372 code for a protein of 113 amino acids. NCBI's taxonomy places the organism in Eukaryota, Metazoa, Mollusca, Gastropoda, Planorbidae.
AGGAAAGAGAUUCGUGAAAAUUUCCAAAAAAUGAAAGCUGAAGGUUCCAACUUACUCCAGCUGGAAGAAGAGCUUAUAAAAAGAAGAAAAGAAGAAUUAAGAUAUGCACAGGAUGUCAGAGAGCAUUAUGAAAGCAAGUUGAACAAUUUGUAUAUAGAAUUAACAGCUUGUAUGCUGCAACUGGAAAAGAGGGAACGGGAGCUCAUCAAGCCAGACUCUAUGAAAAACACAGAAGGGAGCAUGACAACUAGCUCUGAGCUGGUACCACCGUCUCCUACGAAAUUGCGCACCAGGAAGUCUCGUCAUCGUCGGAAUAACAGCAGAGGGUCUAUGAAAGACAUUACCUCUGCUCAAAUCUCAAUCUACAUAUGAAGCAUCACUGGACACCCAAACAUCAGACAAACUUAACCCUGCAGGGCUUCAUCCUACUGACCAUGCACCCUAUCCUGGGACAUUUAAAUUUUUGGGACCUGCCACUGCAAUCGGGGAGUAUCGAAGUGAAGAUGAAGCUGAUGGCCAAGAGACAAGGUUAACUCAUAUGGAAAACAACAUGAAGAAACGUCAGGAGUGUUGUAGCAGAAACUUAUCCACUUCUGUCACCAGGCACUUGCCAAUCUCAAAACACUCACCUGUAAGUAAACACCAGCAUCAACACAGAACUCUUCAUCCUAUCAAGACAAUAACAUUAAUGAUGUCUGCUUUGGCUGUGAUGGUGGCUGCAGUGAUGCUACUUGUAGCAGAAAUGCUCAUCCCAGUCAGUGCAGAUGUGGAGUGCACAUGUGACCUAUCCCCUCUGUCCAGCCCAAAACAGAACUUUGAAACUAUGAGUGAAAAAUCAUCUCCGGAUAUUGACCUCUCAUUCCGACCUGAAACUGGGUCAGGUUCAUGUUCUUGUUCACCGGUUACCUCUCCUGCUGACAUACUGGAGGAUCAAUCAAAUCCGGUGCGAGAAAAAGACUCAUAUGAAAAUUUAAAUUACUAAUCAAUAGCUCAGCCACUGAAAGUUGUCAUUUAACAUCUGGUCAACUUGAGGAAUCUCUCCAAGACAGUCCUACUACCAACUCUAACAACACACAGUCUGUGCAACAAUACAAAUUUCAACAAUCAACUUCUGGCUGUCAACUCUGGCUUUAAACGUGUACAUAGCAGUCAGGAUAUGAGGGGACAGAAGAAUAGAAGCCCCUCCAGAAGGAUUCUUGAAUCUGAUUUGAUGAAGAAAGGAGUUAUGAAAACAUUAGAGGAUACAAUGCGCUAGGAAAUUUAGAGACCAACUGUUUCCAAAGUGGAAUAGAAAAAAGAAAUGAGUCACCAGAGAAGACCAAUGCUCCGAAGAAGUUUAGAAAUACAAAGCACUCUGAAGAUUCAUGCUCAGAAGAAGUAGGAGACGUUAGUGAGGAUGAUGAAUCAAGUAGCCACCCUCCCUGUCAUCAGUCUCACUCAACUCUCAGUUCUGAAGGUGUGUUGUCUGAGGAGGACAUGACUAGCAAUCGCUCUGGUCAUCAAGAUGGCAGUGGUGAUAAUGGCUUGUUGUCUACGGGUAGUGCAGAAAAUUUACAAGCAGAGUUGACAAAGUUUACAAAUAUACCUGAUGGGUUGUCCGACAGGGAGAAGACUAUCAGGAAGAUGAAGAAUAAAGUCAACUCC